CAGUCUUUGCCUCUUCUUAUCCUCCAAAGGCCACCCCAUCCUCCAUUUCUUCUCAACCAUUCAUGCGUUCCAAUCGCUGUCCUAUCGAAGCACCUGCAGCAGAGAGAGAGAGAAGCAGCUCUCAUCCGAGGAAGCAGAGAUGGAGAACUCUGAGGGGGCUCAAGCCAUUGCAUUCAGUGAGGAGCAAGAGGCCCUUGUGGUGAACUCGUGGAAUGUGAUGAAGCAGCAUGCAGCUGACACUGCCCUAAGCUUCUUCCUGAAGAUCUUCGAGAUCGCACCUUCGGCAACUCAGCUGUUCUCGUUUCUGCGCGACGCCGAUGUGUCGCUCGAUAAGAACCCAAAGCUCAAAGCUCAUGCCAUGGCAGUCUUCACCAUGGCAUGUGAAUCAGCAGCUCAGCUGAGGAAAACAGGCAAAGUUGCAGUGAGGGAGACAACCUUGAAGAAGCUGGGAGCUACUCACAUGAACUCCGGCGUCAUCGAUGAACAUUUUGAGGUGGUGAAGUUUGCAUUGUUGGAGACCAUAAAGGAUGCAGUCCCAGAGAUGUGGUGCCCUGAAAUGAAGGAUGCUUGGGGACAAGCCUAUGAUCACCUGGCUGCAGCCAUGAAGGAAGAGAUGAAGCUUCUCAGUGCUUCAGUGUAGAUUUGUGUUUCCUCAUCUUGAUAUCAAAUGCUGUGUCAAUCUGCAAUGGUUGGCUGUUUCUUAUUUUUUUCCUUCUGCUGGCUUGAUUGCAUCCUCAUAUGGAGUAUGUUAUGGUUUCAUUUAUAUGAAUAAAAUGAGGUAUUUUCUCUAGAAA
Musa acuminata subsp. malaccensis (wild Malaysian banana) is the source of this 794-nucleotide messenger RNA. Its product is annotated as non-symbiotic hemoglobin 1. Gene Ontology annotation, molecular function: oxygen binding; heme binding. The record is from RefSeq and is a predicted model, not a curated record. Lineage: Eukaryota; Viridiplantae; Streptophyta; Magnoliopsida; Zingiberales; Musaceae.